UGUGGGGCGCUGGUUAAAAGUACCGGGAAAAGCGCUACUCCGGGCGCUCGGCUUCCUAAAACUGGGAGCUCGCUUUUUCCAACGGCCGGAAGUUUCGGCUCGUCCGCUCUGUUCGGAUAGUGGGCUCCGCGGCGCCGGGCGCAGGAGAGGGGCCGCUGCGGAAAGCCUGGCCCUAGCCGAGCCAGCGCGCACUUCUGCUGCCAAGAAACAGCGGUCGGUUGGUCCUGGGCACCAAGCGCCCCCGUCCGUCAGGUCCUCCAGCCUGAGGACAGGGAUGGAGAGGCGUGCAGGCUCCUGCCUCUGCAGCUGUCUGGCUGUGCUUGCCCUGCUGCCCGCCCUGAGCUUGGCGCAGUACGAGAGCUGGCCCCACUACCCAGAGUACUUCCAGCAGCCCGCCCCCGAGUACCACCAGCCUCAGGCGCCGUCCGACGUGGUCAAGAUCCAGCUGCGCCUGGCGGGCCAGAAGAGGAAGCACAGCGAGGGCCGGCUGGAGGUGUACUACAAUGGCCAGUGGGGCACCGUGUGCGACGACGACUUCUCCAUCCAUGCUGCCCACGUUGUCUGCCGGGAGCUGGGAUACGUGGAGGCCAAGUCCUGGACUGCCAGCUCCUCCUAUGGCAAGGGGGAAGGCCCCAUCUGGUUGGACAAUGUCUACUGUACCGGCCAAGAGGCGACCCUCGCAGCCUGCUCCUCCAAUGGCUGGGGUGUCACCGACUGCAAGCACACAGAAGAUGUGGGUGUGGUGUGCAGUGACAAGAGGAUUCCUGGGUUCAAGUUUGACAAUUCGCUGAUCAACAACAUAGAGAACAUGAACAUCCAGGUGGAGGACAUCCGGAUCCGAGCCAUCCUCUCCGCCUACCGCAAGCGCACCCCGGUGACCGAGGGCUACGUGGAGGUCAAGGAGGGCAAGACCUGGAAGCAGAUCUGUGACAAGCACUGGACGGCCAAGAACUCCCGCGUGGUCUGUGGCAUGUUUGGCUUCCCUGGGGAGAAGACGUACAACGCCAAAGUGUACAAGAUGUUUGCCGCCCGCAAGAAGCAGCGCUACUGGCCGUUCUCCAUGGACUGCACAGGCACGGAGGCCCACAUCUCCAGCUGCAAGCUGGGCCCUCAAGUGUCGCUGGACCCCGUUAAGAACGUCACCUGUGAGAAUGGGUUGCCGGCUGUGGUGAGCUGUGUGCCUGGCCAGGUCUUCAGUGCUGAUGGACCCUCGAGGUUCCGGAAAGCCUACAAGCCGGAGCAACCCCUGGUGCGGUUGAGAGGCGGGGCCAACGUCGGGGAGGGCCGCGUGGAGGUGCUCAAGAACGGAGAGUGGGGUACCGUCUGCGACGACAAGUGGGACCUGGUGUCUGCCAGCGUGGUCUGCAGAGAACUGGGCUUCGGGAGCGCCAAAGAGGCCAUCACAGGCUCCCGGCUGGGGCAAGGGAUAGGACCCAUCCACCUCAAUGAAAUCCAGUGCACGGGGAAUGAGAAGUCCAUCAUAGACUGCAAAUUCAAUGCAGAGUCUCAGGGCUGCAACCACGAGGAAGAUGCUGGUGUGAGAUGUAACAUCCCCGCCAUGGGCUUCCAGAAAAAGCUGCGCCUGAACGGGGGCCGAAAUCCCUACGAGGGCCGCGUGGAGGUGCUGGUGGAGAGGAACGGGUCCCUCGUGUGGGGGACAGUGUGCGGCGAAAACUGGGGCAUCGUGGAGGCCAUGGUGGUCUGCCGGCAGCUGGGCCUGGGCUUCGCCAGCAACGCCUUCCAGGAAACCUGGUAUUGGCACGGAAAUGCCCACAACAAGGUGGUCAUGAGCGGGGUGAAGUGCUCAGGAACGGAGCUGUCCCUGGCGCACUGUCGCCACGACGGAGAGGACGUGGCCUGCCCCCAGGGUGGGGUGCAGUAUGGGGCCGGAGUCGCCUGCUCAGAAACCGCCCCAGACCUGGUCCUCAACGCAGAGAUCGUGCAGCAGAGCACCUACCUGGAGGACCGACCCAUGUUCAUGCUGCAGUGUGCCAUGGAGGAGAACUGCCUCGCCGCCUCGGCCGCCCAGACCAACCCCACCACCGGCUACCGGAGGCUCCUGCGCUUCUCCUCCCAGAUCCACAACAACGGCCAGUCCGACUUCCGACCCAAGAACGGCCGCCACGCAUGGAUCUGGCAUGACUGCCAUAGGCACUACCACAGCAUGGAGGUGUUCACCCACUACGACCUGCUAAACCUCAAUGGGACCAAGGUGGCAGAGGGCCACAAGGCCAGCUUCUGCUUGGAGGACACGGAAUGUGAAGGAGACAUCCAGAAAAGUUAUGAGUGUGCCAACUUUGGCGAGCAGGGCAUCACCAUGGGCUGCUGGGACAUGUACCGCCACGACAUUGACUGCCAGUGGGUUGACAUCACAGACGUGCCUCCUGGAGACUACCUGUUCCAGGUUGUCAUUAACCCCAACUACGAGGUAGCAGAGUCUGAUUACACCAACAACAUCAUGAAGUGCAGGACCCGCUACGACGGCCACCGCAUCUGGAUGUACAACUGCCACAUAGGUGGUUCCUUCAGCGAAGAGACAGAAAAAAAGUUUGAACACUUCAGUGGACUCAUAAAUAACCAGCUCACCUCGCGGUAAAGGAGCCAUGUGGUCGCUCCCUGGCUUCAGGCCGCAGGGCGUCUUCCCCAACAACUGCAGCCUGCCCUGCUCCCUUCACCCAGCCCGUCUCGACCCCCUGCAGCCACAGCCAAGCUCAGGAGGACAACGAGGAAGGCGUGUUCCUGACGCAGCCUGGGAAGGCCUCUGGGGGUGGGGCUUGUCCGCGGGGCUGUGGGAGCAGCGCCAACCAAGAGCCAUCUUUCCAGGGCCGCAGGUGCACAGGCUGUCACCAACCUGUCCCAUCCCAAACACAGUCCACUCCCAGUCUGACACCAUGCGCUCAGCUCACCCCAGGUAACAUGGGGUCAUUUUCUUCUCAAGUUACACGUUGGCAACCUGAGUUAGCAAACCAAGGAGGUCAGGCUGAACCCAGUUUCUCCACCUCUUAGGUCAUUUCCAGCCAACUUGAAUACCUAGACUUCUCUUCCAACUAAACCAACUGCCUCUACUCUGUUCUAUUCUAUCGACACAUAUAAAUAAUGCUGCCACACGUCUUCUGAUUCGGUGAGCUCAGAGUUGGUGCUUCUCUUUCCCUCAGCCCCCCACACCCCUGCAUCCUCUCGUUUUUCAAGAUACUAUUAUUACCUUUUCACAGACUUUGAAACACCAGGUAACUUAGUGGCAUUUAAUAUUGGGCAUCUGGGCCUUUGAAAGCAUAGCUCAAAAGAAAACCCAACCCACCUGUGUAAGUGACUCAUCUUUCUGUCCUUCCAGUGCUGUGGGUAAUUGAUUCAGCGGUGCUAUAACCAGGGUCCUGGGUGAUGAGGACACUCACCCAUCGCCAUGUGUCAUCACAGACACUUUACAUACUUGAAACUUGGAAUAAAAGAUUUACAACCUG
This is a messenger RNA of Phacochoerus africanus (Common warthog), 3458 nucleotides long. It is a transcript of the gene LOXL2, whose product is annotated as lysyl oxidase like 2. The coding region runs from base 275 to 2596 and encodes 773 amino acids. The transcript has 14 exons. Lineage: Eukaryota; Metazoa; Chordata; Mammalia; Artiodactyla; Suidae. The record is from RefSeq and is a predicted model, not a curated record. Gene Ontology annotation, biological process: peptidyl-lysine oxidation. Gene Ontology annotation, cellular component: membrane. Gene Ontology annotation, molecular function: protein-lysine 6-oxidase activity; copper ion binding.